AUGUCUGCCCCUGCCACCGCGCAGCGAUUGAAUGGCAGUCUGAGGACUUCUGAUACUCGUCGCCCCGUUGCUCAUUUCCUGCCCGACCAAGUAAACGGACUUCCUGAUCGCACGCGCGCGAAUGGCCACGGUCCCGACGCGGAUUCCCUCUCGGACAGCUCCCUCUCCACAGCCUCCAACAUAGUAAACGGAACCAAACCACGGCCACCAGGCAUGGCUCGCAAGGCCUCUUCACCCAUGGCCCCGGCCUUUAUGGUGUCCGCCCCGGGCAAGGUCAUUGUCUUUGGUGAACACGCCGUCGUCCACGGCAAGGCAGCCCUGGCCGCUGCGAUUUCCCUCCGAUCCUACCUCUUGGUCACCACCCUCUCGAAAUCACACCGCACAGUCACUUUGAACUUCCGUGACCUGGGCCUUAGCCAUACAUGGGACAUUGACUCACUCCCGUGGAACGUGUUCCAGCAGCCCGGCAAGAAGAAGUUCUACUACGACCUUGUCACGUCCCUCGACCCCGACCUUGUCGCAGCCAUCGAACCCCAUCUGGAGGGCGUCUCCAAAGGCGUCCCCGAAGACCAGCGCAAGAACCACGUCCGCUCCGCCUCCGCAUUCCUCUACCUCUUCAUGUCCCUCGGUUCCCCGCAGAGCCCUGGUGCCGUGUACACCCUCCGCUCCAAUAUCCCCACCGGCGCCGGCCUGGGCAGCAGCGCCAGUGUCUGCGUCUGCCUGAGUUCCGCGCUCCUGCUCCAGAUUCGUACCCUCGCGGGUCCUCACCCUGACCAACCAGUCGAGGAGGCCGAGACCCAGAUUGAGCGCAUCAAUCGCUGGGCCUUUGUUGGCGAGCUCUGCAUUCAUGGAAACCCUAGCGGGGUGGACAACACGGUUGCCGCGGGCGGCAAGGCUGUGAUCUUUAAACGUGAAGACAUGAAUAAAAACCCUACGGUCAUCCCCUUCCCCGAUUUCCCCGAAUUGCCUCUUCUCCUGGUCGACACUCAGCAGUCGCGCUCGACCUUGACGGAGGUGGCCAAGGUUGGCCAGCUGAGGAAGGCUCACCCCAUCGUGACGGAAUCGAUUUUGAACGCCAUUGACCAAGUAACGUGCUCCGCGCGCCGACUCAUCGAGGCCCCGGAUUUCGAGGUCAACGAAAACACGCUCGACCAAUUCGGUACCCUGAUCCGUAUCAAUCACGGCUUCCUCGUUUCCCUGGGCGUUUCACACCCCCGCUUGGAGCGUAUUCGCGAACUCGUCGACUACGCCAAUAUUGGUUGGACGAAGUUGACCGGUGCUGGUGGCGGUGGAUGUGCUAUCACCCUGCUCAAACCAGACACCAAGCCAGAGGACGUCCGCGAGCUGGAGAAGAAGCUCGCCGAGGAAGGCUUCAACAAAUAUGAAACCACCCUUGGCGGCGACGGUGUCGGCGUCCUCUACCCAGCCGUACUUCGCAACGGCUCCGACGAGGAAGGCGGCGAGGAGAUCGACCAGCAAAAGUUCGAAGAAGCCGAAGGUGCCGAGGGCAUCGAGCGCCUCGUGGGUGUUGGAUUCCACGAAAGGCGCGAAGGGUGGAAAUUCUGGAAGCGCGCCACUCAAUGA
Messenger RNA from Penicillium cinerascens, 1584 nucleotides. RefSeq names its product mevalonate kinase (gene erg12). Gene Ontology annotation, biological process: ergosterol biosynthetic process; isoprenoid biosynthetic process. Gene Ontology annotation, cellular component: cytoplasm. The record is from RefSeq and is a predicted model, not a curated record. The transcript has a single exon. Bases 1 to 1584 code for a protein of 527 amino acids. Gene Ontology annotation, molecular function: ATP binding; mevalonate kinase activity. Lineage: Eukaryota; Fungi; Ascomycota; Eurotiomycetes; Eurotiales; Aspergillaceae.